AUGUCCCCAAACCUGCAGACUGCUGCCAUCCCCGCGGCAACGGUUCAGUCCCAUGCAUCCAACCUACUUCAACUGCCCGACAAGACCCUACUAUGCGUCUGGUUCGGAGGCUCCCAGGAAGGCCUCCCGGAUAUUAGCAUCUGGCUAUCUCGUCAAGAGCCUGGAACAACUUCCUGGUCGACGCCUCAAAAGAUAUCUUCUGACACCAACCGCAGCUGCCAGAACCCGGUGCUUUUCCGAGCACCCAAGACGGGAGAUAUCUGGCUCUUCCACACCUCUCAAGAUGCGGGCAACCAAGAUGGGGCCAUCGUAAUGGCCCGCACUUCAAGCAACAAUGGCAAGACGUGGUCAUCGCCCCGCUAUCCACUGAAAGGUGUCACCGGGGCUUUUGUGCGCCAACCUCUCGUCGUUCUCGGGGAUGAUACUUGGGUCCUUCCAGUUUUCCACUGCCGAUCAACACCAGGUCAGAGGUGGAUUGGGAACAAUGAUAUCUCUGCGGUGUUCUACUCCAAAGACGAGGGUCAAACAUGGAUAGAGAAUGUGGUGCCUAAUAGCAUUGGCUCUGUCCAUAUGAAUAUCAUCGCACCAAAGAGCGAAGGUUCUGAAUAUGUAGCAUUCUUUCGCAGUCGGUGGGCAGACAAUGUCUACCGUUCAACAUCGCCAGAUGGCCUGAACUGGGCUCCUCCCAAGCCGACAUCUCUUCCGAAUCCCAACAGCGGUAUCUGCGCCGCACGGCUAGCAUCAGGUAAUCUGGCCAUCGUAUUCAACCGCUCCUCCGCCGAGCCUGGCAUGGACAAGCGAGAGGGCCUCUAUGACGACAUCACACCCGAGGAUGACAAGAGACCGAAUCAAGCUUCGGUGAAUGGCAAAAAUGCAAUUUGGGGAACCCCGCGUAAAACGCUUACGGUUGCUGUGUCCAGCGACGAUGGAUUGACAUGGAAGGAGAAGGUCCUUGAGGAAGGCGAUGGGUUUUGCAUGACGAACAAUUCCAUCGAGAAGACAAAUCGGGAGUUGAGCUAUCCUAGCAUCUUUGUUGAGAAGGAAAGUGUGCAUGUUGCUUUUACAUUCCAUCGCCAGUAUAUCAAAUAUGUUAGAAUAGGCGAUAUAGAGGGUUGGAUAGAUCAAGCAUAG
Molecule: messenger RNA, 1131 nt
Organism: Colletotrichum abscissum
Lineage: Eukaryota; Fungi; Ascomycota; Sordariomycetes; Glomerellales; Glomerellaceae
Product: glycosyl hydrolase
Exons: 1
Coding region: 1-1131 (376 amino acids)
Source: RefSeq, a predicted model, not a curated record